GAGUCAAUCAUCUGUUAAUGUUUAAUAAGGUCAAAUUUAAUGUCAAUGCAUUGUGGACCCUAUAAAAGUCUGGACUGUAGAUCUUCAUCAGAUCACUCUGACAGAAGCAUCACCAUGAAGCUGCUUCCAGUCCUCAUCUUUCUCCUGGCUCCUCAGCUGAUCAGCUGUUUGCCCUUCAUGCCGUUCGACUGUAAUGACAUCUAUAAAGAUACCAACUACACCCGGCCCAGCGGCGUGUACACCAUCUACCCCAUCGGAUCCACGUCUGCUGUCCAGGUGUUCUGUGACAUGGACUCCCAGGGAGGCCGAUGGACAGUGUUCCAGAGGAGGAUGGAUGGCUCGGUGAACUUCUACAGACCCUGGGAUCAGUAUAAGAUGGGCUUUGGGAGCGCUGCUGGAGAGUACUGGCUCGGUCUUGAAAAUAUUUUCCAUCUGACUCUGAGGAAGAGGUCCGAGCUGCUGGUGGACAUGGAGGACUUUGAUGGAAACACGGCGUCUGCUCGUUACACCUCCUUCUCCAUCGACUCUGAGACAGACGGAUACACCCUGCAUGUUUCUGGAUUCAAGGAUGGAGGCGCCGGAGAUGGUCUGGUCUAUCACAAUGGAAUGAAGUUCUCCACCUUUGACAAAGACCAGGACUCAUGGCCUAACAACUGUGCCAAAUCAUUCUUGGGGGCGUUCUGGUACAACGACUGUCAUAUCACCAAUCCAAACGGGGUUUAUCGCUGGGGGGCCGAUAACACUCUUUAUGCUGUAGGAGUGGAGUGGAAACAUUGGAAAGGCCAUGACUACUCCCUGAAGAGCAUCAGCAUGAAGAUCCGUCCUGUUCAGUAGACCACCAGGACCAAUCAGCUGAUCAUCAACAUGAUCUCUUUAGAUGGUAAACACCAGCCUCUCUGAUCAUGUAGAAGGAGCUCCACAAGGAGACCAGAAGGUUUUCUAAAUCCAGUCUGGUUGAGCUCUGAACACCUGUUGGUUCUUACCUGAUGAGAAUAAAUGAGCAGAAACUGUC
Messenger RNA from Cheilinus undulatus (humphead wrasse), 1012 nucleotides. Its product is annotated as microfibril-associated glycoprotein 4-like. Gene Ontology annotation, biological process: elastic fiber assembly. The transcript is spliced from 6 exons. NCBI's taxonomy places the organism in Eukaryota, Metazoa, Chordata, Actinopteri, Labriformes, Labridae. Bases 40 to 834 code for a protein of 264 amino acids. The record is from RefSeq and is a predicted model, not a curated record.